AUGUCAAUAGGCUAUUUGGCUAAGGAUAUUGAGUGCUUACUUUCAGAAUUAGAUGAAAAUUUAUCUGAAUUGAAGGCUAUACUGAAAGACCAUAUCUCGCAAAAAGUAAUUAACGCAGCAAAUGACAAACUUUCUGAGGUUAUACUACUUGCGGAAAGGAUAAAGACUUCAAAAAUUUCAUACAAAUUGGAGAUUGAGGUGUCAAAUUCACACACUCAGUCAUUACAUUCUAAAAAAUUGAUCCAAUAUGAAGAAACAUUUAAAGAAUUCAUGGUCUUGGUUGAACAUUAUACUAAUCAACUGCGCGAGAUUUCAACCUGCGAAUCAAUUGAGGAAAAGCUUAAGCAUGAGUCUAGAGCCAAGAAGCUUAUUGUUUGGGGCGACAAAGUUCAGGAUAAAACUCAGGAGUCCAUUAACAAUAUGACCAAGAUUACCACUGAUGCUGAAAGGAUAGGGGAUGAUAUAAUGCGUGAUCUGGAACGACAAACUGAAACAUUAAAUCGAGUGCAACGCAACUUCUCCAACGUGGAUAACAACGUAACUACUGCUAAAAUGGCCGUCAACGCUAUCGCCAAAAGUAUACUCCGGGACAAAUUUGUCAAAGUAAUGUUAAUUGGCAUACUAAUACUUAGCAUUGCAUGCGUCUGUGUAUAUUUAAUCACUUCGUCAUUUAAUGAGAGCAACAACAAUAAAGGCUUUAGAGAUAAAGGUCAUGGCAGGGGGCCUCCACCUAGCGAUCAGAAUACACCAUUUAAAGAAAAUCUUCAAAGCUCCUAG
This is a messenger RNA of Babesia microti strain RI, 777 nucleotides long. RefSeq names its product SNARE protein, putative (VTI1). The record is from RefSeq and is a predicted model, not a curated record. Gene Ontology annotation, biological process: vesicle fusion. Gene Ontology annotation, molecular function: SNAP receptor activity; SNARE binding. The transcript has 2 exons. Lineage: Eukaryota; Apicomplexa; Aconoidasida; Piroplasmida; Babesiidae. Gene Ontology annotation, cellular component: SNARE complex; endoplasmic reticulum membrane; late endosome membrane. The coding region runs from base 1 to 777 and encodes 258 amino acids.